This is a messenger RNA of Polychytrium aggregatum, 879 nucleotides long. Its product is annotated as rab family protein. Lineage: Eukaryota; Fungi; Chytridiomycota; Chytridiomycetes; Polychytriales. The coding region runs from base 84 to 782 and encodes 232 amino acids. The transcript has 3 exons. The record is from RefSeq and is a predicted model, not a curated record. Gene Ontology annotation, molecular function: GTP binding; GTPase activity.
GGCUGCGGGUCUGCUUUCCAUCGCUCGUCUCGGCCUCCAGCAACGUCCUCUGCUCCAUCUCGAUAUCGCCACCACUCCCAGCCAUGUCCACAGCCGCCGCACCAGCCGCCGCCGCCGCCGCCGCUACCGGCGCCCCCGCAAAGCCCAUCCAGGUCAAGCUCGUCCUGCUCGGCGAGGCCGCCGUCGGCAAGUCGUCGUUGGUCCUGCGAUUCGUCAACAACGAGUUCCAGGAAAACAAGGAGCCCACCAUCGGCGCCGCCUUCCUGACUCAGAAAUGCAAGCUCGACGACAAGAUCAUCAAGUUUGAGAUCUGGGACACUGCCGGCCAGGAGCGCUUCCACUCGCUCGCGCCCAUGUACUAUCGCAACGCUCAGGCCGCCAUCGUCGUCUAUGAUAUCACCAAAGCCGCAUCGCUCGAAAAGGCAAAGUCAUGGGUGAAGGAGCUCCAGCGCCAGGCCAACCCCAACAUUGUGAUCGCCCUGGUCGGCAACAAGCUCGACCUGGAAGCCAGCCGCACCGUCAGCUUCGAGGAGGCCCAAGCCUACGCCGAAGAGUCCGGCCUGCUCUUUGCCGAAGCCAGUGCCAAAUCGGGAGACAAGGUCGUCGAAGUCUUCACUAACAUCGCCAAGCAAAUCCCUCUCGACCAUCUGCUGGCUUCCCGCUCUCGCCCGGGCGGUGCAAGCUCUGGUGCUCCUGCUGGCGGUAGUGCAAGCGCCUCUGCCGACGGCCGGGUCAAUCUCACAAAUCCCACCACUCCGCCGGCUGCCGGCUGCAGCUGCUAAAGAGCCACACGCAAUCAUUUUUGUUCCCGCUUUCACCUUCCACCACCCCUUUCCAGCCUCCCUUGUUUGGUCGUAAUAUAUCAUAACUGCCAAUUGA